Ruditapes philippinarum (Manila clam) is the source of this 2944-nucleotide messenger RNA. Its product is annotated as arylsulfatase J-like. Lineage: Eukaryota; Metazoa; Mollusca; Bivalvia; Venerida; Veneridae. The transcript is spliced from 8 exons. Bases 147 to 1649 code for a protein of 500 amino acids. The record is from RefSeq and is a predicted model, not a curated record.
AUGUUGAAAGUAGAUUUUGAUAACGAAAAGAUUGAUUAUUCACACUUUUACAUUUUACGAAGUUCAUUAGAAUGUUACUUUUGGAUUUAAGUUUUGCUUUUCUCUUUUAUCAAUGAAAGUUGUUUUAUUUCAUUUACAAGAUAAAAAUGACAGUUGUCAAAGCAAAGCAACUUAUAAAAAUUUUAGUAAUUUUACUUUUGUGUUAUAAAUUGUCAAAUAUUAAGGUAAUAAAUACAAAAUCAUUCCAUAGAACUUUACAAACAACACCACAGUUUCCAGAAACAAGGCCAAAUAUUAUUUUUAUAAUUGCCGAUGAUCUUGGAUAUAACGAUGUUGGAUAUCAUGGUUCAGAAAUUAAGACCCCAAACCUUGACAAACUUGCUAUGUCAGGUGUACGACUGGAAAAUUAUUAUGUCCAACCUGUGUGUACACCGACACGUGGACAACUUCUAACAGGGCGAUAUCAGAUCUAUACAGGUCUUAAUUGGGUAUUAUGGCCUGCGACCCCAGCAGGACUUCCGCUUGAGUACCCUACAAUUGCAGACAAGUUGCGAGAGGCUGGUUAUUCCACCCAUAUGGUAGGAAAAUGGCAUUUAGGAUUUUAUAAAUCGGAGUUCUUACCGACCAGUCGUGGAUUCGAUACAUUUUUUGGUUUCUUAAGCGGGCAUUCAGACUAUUACACCCAUAUCACGGGAAACUACCAAAGGAAAACAAUGAUUGGUUAUGAUUUAAUGGAAAAUGAUAAUCCGGCAAAUAUAACACAAUACAAUGGCUCUUACUCCACACAUCUCUUUGCAAUGAAAGUGAAAAACCUUAUUCGAAAACAAGAUAUUGAUAAGCCGAUGUUCAUAUAUCUAUCGUUUCAAGCUGUACAUGCUCCUCUCCAGGUACCAGACAAAUAUUUUAACGCGUAUCCUUAUAUCAAUGAUUUAAACCGACGAAAGUACGCAGGAAUGGUGUCUUGUAUGGACGAGGAAGUUGGGAACAUUGUUGAAGCAAUUAAAGAGCGUGGUAUUUGGAAUAAUACAGUGAUUAUUUUUACUACAGAUAAUGGUGCUAAUCCAAAAGUUGGAGGAAGCAACUGGCCACUAAAAGGGACAAAAAGUACCUUGUGGGAGGGUGGAAUUCGCGCGGUUGGAUUUGUGAACAGUCCUCUCCUUGGCUUUGGAGAAGAAGGAUAUAUAUCAAAAGAACUUAUGCACGUUACCGACUGGCUACCUACUAUAACAAACCUUGCUGGUGCUUAUUCAAAUGCAUUUGACAAGACAGACGGGAUAGACCAAUGGACAUCUCUCAAAUACGGUACUUCUACUAAAAGAUAUGAAAUCCUGCACAACAUUGACCCAGUUAUUAAUAAUACUUACCAUACCAGACGGUUUUCGAUGAGAAUGGGGGCGUGGAAAAUCAUGGUCGGACAAUCAGGUUCUGGAAGUGAUAACAAACGAACAAAUCCCAAAAUGCAUUUGUACAAUAUUGAAAACGAUCCGCGAGAGGAGGAAGAUUUAUUUGAAAAGUUUCCAAAUAUAGUCGAAAAUAUGCUGAAAAAGCUUGAAUAUUAUGAACAAGGAAUGAUUACAUCUCACCUUCCUGAUAUUGAUACAAGCGCUGAUCCAGUACUACACGAUGGCUUUUGGCAACCAUGGAAGUAAAUUAAGGGGCAGAAAAUGAGUAAUUAAGUACUAUAUAAAGCCCGCUCAUAUUUAUACUUGUUUUGUCUAUAACAACCUAACAACACCUAUAAAUAUUCAAAUGGAAAAAAUAUAACAAGAUGCGUGGCUUACUCUCUAUGGGCAGUUGAAUUAAAACUAAAAUCAUAUUUAUGAAAACUGUUUCAGUCGUCAAAUUUGGAUAAUUAAUUAAAUUAUUCCUGCAAGUAUCGGGAUAGGUAUUUAUCUAUAUGGACAUACUUGAUAUACUAGUAUACAACAUUCUGAACCCUUAUUAUAAGGUGAAUAAUUAUAUGCAUUAAUAUGCACAACAAUUGAGAAACGGGAGACAAAGAACAGCUUAACAGUUUAGGUGUUGAUUUAUUUUAUUUGCAUAACUUAACAUGUCUAUAUUUAAAUCAUUGUUAUUUAUUUGUUGGAGGUAAGCUGUUUCGCUGUCAUUUGAUAUAUUGUUUUCUUUUCAUAAAAAGUGAAACUGUAUCUCUAUCACUUCGCCAUAAGUAAUGAUAAGUAAUGUCAAUAUAAUCAUAAAUAACUUAUGGAACCAUAUAACAAUUCUGUCUUUCUUACUUUUUUCUUUCUUUUUUUCUUUCUUUACAUAUUCGCAUUUUAAUUAAAUAAAAUAAGAUAAAAUAAAAUAAGCGUGCAUAGGCGUAAAUUUUCCAGUAACCAACAAAAGUAAUUAAACAAGGAUACAUAUAUAAAAUGAGCCUAAAUGAACUUAAAUUAGGUAAUAGUUUUAGUAUAUGAAACGAGUUAGCUACGAGGAUAUAACACUAGCUGGGGCGGCAUCAAAGAUCAAGGGAUGUUUCCGCUAAAACAAAUGUCGAGGCUGUUAGGCCGAGACGAUUUGUUUAGAAACAUCCCGAGAUGUCGCCCCAGCCAGUUUCAUAUAUUUUAACUGUUUUAUCGCCAUUUCAUGAAUUUGUUUUGUAAUAGAAAUCAGCAAAAAGAAAAAAAUAGAAACUCCAGAUAAAAUGAACCAACACCAUCUAAUCAUGUCGUGAGCUACCUUGCAGCUAUUUAUAAAAAGGCAGUUGUUUGAAGGUGUUUUCCCUACCGCCAAACAAAAAAUAAAAAGAAAGAAAGAAUAAAACAAGACAUGCAACCGUUGAAAAUUAAAAGACGUCAAAUGUUAGAAUGUUAGAGACGGAUUGUAAACUGAUACCUUGUGGAGAGAGUAAUAUUGAUUAAAGAUAAGUGGAAAUAAAUCAUUCGGCGGAUGUACCUUUUGAAUUUAGCAGUUGUAUGUAUGAGAAUAAAUUUUAUUUCAUUGA